AUGCCUUAUAAAUAUGACUUAUAUGGAACAAGUUUGAAAAAUACUUCAGUAUCAAUUAGUAGUAAUAGAAACUUUUCAAGAAAGAAGCCUGAUGUGUUAAAUAUACAUGAGAAAUUAUUUGUUAUUAAGGAGGAAAAGUCUCAUACUCAAGGGGAUUCUUAUGAAAAUAAUCAAAGUGAGAAAGCCCUUGAUUGUAAUAAUGGUAUUAUUCAACACCUAAACAUCCAAACUUCAGAGAAGACGUUUAAAUAUAAUAAUGGUGGGAAAGCCUUAGAGAAAAAGACUGUGAUAAUCCCACAUAGGCAAAUUCAUACAGGAGAGAAACUCUGUGAAUAUAACGGACAUGAGGAAAGUUUCUGUGAGAAGUCCUCUCUUUUGAAAUGUCAUGGAAUCUACGUGGAAAUGAAGCAACAUGAAAGCAGUCAAAUUGAAAAUAAUUGCAGCAGAAUGUCACACCUCACUCAACUUCAGAAAAAUCAGAGAGGAGAGAGGCUAUUCAAAUGUAAUGAAUGUGGGAAAACAUUCAAUCACAAGUCAAACCUCACAGUGCAUCAGAGAACACAUACAGGGGAGAAGCGCUAUGAAUGUACUAAAUGUGGGAAGUCCUUCCAACAGAAGUCAAUGCACAUGGUCCAUCAGAGAGUUCACACAGGAGAGAAACCCUAUGAAUGUAAUUUAUGUGGGAAGACCUUCAGUCACAAAUCAGCCCUCACAGACCAUCAGAGAACACACACAGGAGAGAAACCCUACAAAUGCAGUGAAUGUGGGAAGUCCUUUUACUGAAAGUCAUCCCUCACUCAACAUGGGAGGACUCACACAGGGGAAAAACCCUAUGAAUGUAAUGAAUGUGGGAAAACUUUCUGCCAGAAGUCAGCUCUCAUUCAACAUCAGAGAACUCACACAGGAGAGAAACCCUUCCAGUGCAAUGAAUGUGGGAAAUCUUUUCAUAUGAAGUCAACUCUUACUAAACAUCAGAGAACUCACACGGGAAAACCCUAUGAAUGUAAUGCAUGUGGGAAGAAUUUCUGUCAGAAAUCUACCCUCACUAAUCAUUUGAGAACUCACUUGGGGGAGAAACCUUAUAAAUGUGGAGAAUGUGGGAAAACUUUCUGCCAGAAAUCAACCCUUACUAAUCAUCAGGGAAUUCACAUAGGGCAGAAGCCCCAUGUGGCACAAACUGGCUAUGUUUUUCCCAAUACUCAUUUCCUUUUUUGUGUGGGUACACAACUAGUUAAGAUUUUCUAGCUUUCCCUUGAUCCACAUGAGGUUACACGAUCAAGCUCUGUAUCAGAAUGUGGGCGUAAGUGAUGUACAUUAUUUCCAAGCCCGUGAAAGACCUCAUUUGGAAUCCUUCCUACUUCCCACUCUUUCCCUGUCAAAGAUCAUCCUCAGGACAGCUUGGGAGUGAGGCAUUAGAGAUUACAGAUUCACAAGUUGGAAGAAACCAGGGUCUCUGAAUGACUCCCUGAGCAGAGCCCUCCCUUCUCUACCAUGACCCUUAAGUCUUUUCAGGAACAAGAAAUAAACUUGCAUUGUGUUGAGCCAUCACGUGUUCAGGUCUAUUUGUUGUCAUAGCUUAUCUUAGCCAUCCUGUAUUUCAUAUAGCCUGUGAAUCUAAUGAUGGAGUGAGAAACACUGUAUGUCAGAGAAUUCAGUAAUAGAGAAACCCCUGUCAAUAUCCUGCAUUUUAAUAACCCUUCAUCAGCAAGUCAAACAUUUUGUAAAUCAGAUAUUUACCAUGAAAAACCCCAAGAUGAAAUGGCUGUAGGAAGAUUUUCACAAAUGCACAGAUUUUACUGAACAUCAGAUAAUUGAGAGUAGAAUAAAACCUUAUAAUCUCAAAACACAUUUCAAAAUUUGUAUAUCAGAGAAUAUGUGACAGAAGAAAAUUGUCAGCUUUAGAAAUGUCAGGGAGGCUUCCCUGGUGGUGCAGUG
Molecule: messenger RNA, 1935 nt
Organism: Delphinapterus leucas (beluga whale)
Lineage: Eukaryota; Metazoa; Chordata; Mammalia; Artiodactyla; Monodontidae
Source: RefSeq, a predicted model, not a curated record